Molecule: messenger RNA, 3376 nt
Organism: Zeugodacus cucurbitae (melon fly)
Lineage: Eukaryota; Metazoa; Arthropoda; Insecta; Diptera; Tephritidae
Gene: JhI-21
Product: large neutral amino acids transporter small subunit 1
Exons: 8
Coding region: 1044-2591 (515 amino acids)
Biological process (GO): amino acid transmembrane transport
Cellular component (GO): membrane
Molecular function (GO): L-amino acid transmembrane transporter activity
Source: RefSeq, a predicted model, not a curated record
ACAACUAUAUUAAUUUAUUGAAGUAUCACAUAUGGAAGUACUCAAUCAAGAGAUUAGGGUACACGUGAAUUCAGCCAGGCAAUGAACUUGAAAUACGAAUCUGCGCUAACAGUUAUAAGUAUGGAUAUAUAUAGCUGACUAUAUACUAAUUAACAUAAAUAUACAUAUGUAGAAUUCCACUCCCUUGCAUUACGUAUGCAGCGCCGGUGGGUGCCUGCAACAGCUUUACGCUCUUUAAACACAAUCAACGAUAAAUACAAGUACACAAGAGACAUAUCAGGGUGAGAUGAGCAAAAUAAAACAAAAUAAAGAAAUGGGAAUGGAAAGCGCUCAAACUACUACUUUUAUUUGGGGUUGAAUGCAAACUGUGAUGAUGACAUUGCGUGAAAGCGCCAAAAGAGCGCACUAUACGCACACGAGUAUUCGGUGUCGGCGCAACUGGCAGAAUCAGUGGUCGACAGUCUGUUCAGUUGGAGCGCGUUUACCGAUUGUGACGGUUUUGGGAGCGGCAAUUUUGAUAAAUUUAUGUGUUGUAAUUAUCGCCAGUGAAUGUAAAACGUGUGCUCAACCAUAACAAAUAAAAUAUUCACUUAAUAUACAGUGGAAAAGUUAUAAAAUGCAAAAUAAUUAAAAGAGAAAUGUAAAAACAACACACAACUUAAGUAGCUGUUAUCACGGUACAUAAGCUAUGUAUAUAAAUAUGGAACCUUUGUAAAUAACACUUAUAUUACAACAACAACAACAACAAAUUUAAAACGAUGCUAAUAAAGCCGAUUGCACUAGUUGUCCAGUAAUUCAGUUCUCGAUGGGAGCUCCAGCUGAACGGUCGUAGAGCUACAUAAGUAACAAAUAUUUCCGAAAUUGCAUACGUGUAUUGCUAAAGCGUGGUAUUUAUACGAAAAAUAUGCAUUAAAAAUCGCCAGCAAAACUCAACAAGUGUAAAAAAGUGUACCAAAAAACAUACCACAAAUCCGUAAAAAAGUGCAAAAUCGGCGUAAGAUAACAACUAGCAUUUACCGAAUUUCAUAAACAAGCUUAUUAAAAUGACAGAACGUUAUGCCAAUGGUGUUAACACAAGUUUAGUGCAUAAUUCGCAACCUGUUGCGGUCAAUGGUGGUGGAGCAGCCGCGGUCAACGGCCAUGGAAAUGGCAACGCGGCAAUUGCCGAUGCUGACAACGGUGAUAAAAUCGUAUUGAAACGCAAAUUGACGCUAUUGAAUGGUGUUGCUAUCAUUGUUGGCACUAUCAUUGGUUCCGGAAUUUUUAUAGCGCCAACAGGUGUCUUCAAAUAUACAGAAUCGGUGGGCUCGUCGCUGCUCAUUUGGGCUGCUUGCGGCAUACUCUCGACAAUCGGCGCACUGUGCUAUGCUGAAUUGGGCACGAGCAUCACACGUUCGGGUGGCGAUUAUGCAUAUUUGUUGGUGGCAUUUGGACCGCUAGUCGGCUUUUUGCGACUAUGGAUAGCUUUACUAAUCAUUAGACCAACAACACAGACAAUUGUCGCGUUGACUUUCGCGGAAUACGCGGCAAAACCAUUUUUUGAAGACUGUCAACCGCCCGAAUCGGCUGUCAAGAUUUUAGCGGCAAUUUGUUUGUGUUUGCUCACCGCCAUUAAUUGUUUAUCUGUGAAAUGGUCGAUGAAAGUACAGGACGUCUUCACGGCCGGCAAACUUUUGGCUUUGGUCAUGAUCAUUUUGGCGGGACUCUACUAUUUGGCUUUGGGCCGCUUUGAGAAUUUCGAAAAUGCUUGGGAGGGCAAUUAUGAUGCGGGCAAUAUUGGUUUUGCCUUUUACUCGGGUCUAUUUGCAUUCGGCGGUUGGAAUUAUUUGAAUUUCGUAACGGAGGAAUUGCAGGAUCCAUACAAAAACCUCCCACGCGCUAUUUGGAUUGCUAUGCCACUAGUAACCGGUAUUUAUGUACUUGUGAAUCUCGCCUACUUUGUUGUGGUCUCGAAAACGGAAAUGCUCAGCUCACUGGCAGUGGCGGUCACGUUCGGUAAUCGCGUGUUCGGUCCGCUUGCCUUCAUGGUGCCGAUAUUUGUGGCGCUUAGUACAUUCGGUGGCGUUAACGGUGUGCUCUUCACAUCGGCACGACUCUUUGCGACGGGCGCACAAGAAGGACAUCUACCGAAAUUCUUCACACUAUUCCAUGUUAAACAACAAACGCCCAUACCAUCAUUGAUAUUCUCGUGCAUCAUGUCACUCUUGACACUACUCACUGCCAAUGUUUACGUUUUGAUAAACUACUUUAGCGCCAUGUUGUGGCUGUCGGUGGUCGCCAGCAUAGCGGGCAUGCUCUGGCUGCGUCAUACCAAACCGAACAUUCCGCGUCCUAUACGCGUACACCUGGCACUGCCGAUAAUCUUCAUUAUAUGCUGCCUGAUACUGGUGCUUUUGCCUAGCUUCAAGGAUCCGAGUAAUCUCCUUAUUGGUAUCGCCAUUGUCGUAGCCGGUAUACCAUUUUAUUAUCUAUGUAUAGCACGUAAAAAUAAGCCAGCUUGCUAUGGUAGAAUCUCACGUGGUAUGGUGACUUUCUGUCGGGCCAUGUUUAAUACGGAAAUCAUAGAGGGUAGUGAAAAUGACGAUAAGUAAACCAAAACAAAAAGGCGGUGAAGGCUUUAUGAAAUAGAAAAUAAAACUAUGUUUUAUGGUUUAUAUUUUAGUUAAUAUUAAAUGAAACAAACUCAGCGCUAAAAAGUUUAUUUUUUAAGCUAAGUUUUUCCUAAUAAGCACAUACAGUCAUAUGGAAGUAUGCAAUUUUUUAUAGGCGUAUUAUUUGAUUGUUAGUGAAAAGUAUUGUAUUUAUUUCAUUAAAAUAGAAUUGAACUUAUUUUAUAAGUUAAAACUUAAGUUCAUGUAUUACAGUCAUUGGCUCAUUUACAGUAACACCAUUUUAAUAUACUUAUAACUUAUAUGUAUAUACGUUUGUAGACAAACAAUAUAUUUAUACAUAUGUCCCGAUUUAAACUUAAAGUGUAAAAAAAAUCAAAUGAAUAUGAAAUUUGAAUGUUGUAAUGAUGUAAGAUUCUUUGGCAGCUUCUAUAAAACAGCUAUAAAAACAGUAUCCUAAUUUUUAAGACGAUUUUCUUUCGUUCUAUUUCCCGAUAUUUUAAUUUUAACAAUUUGAAAGUAUCAGACAAUGAUACUAUAGCUAUGAUAUUUCAUUGUAUUAAGCCUUUUUGUUGUGGAUUUAAAAGACGAAACGAAAUAAUUAUGACAUUUUAGGGAAUAAUGCCUUAAACGAUAUUAAAGCAUGCAAUGCAGCAUAAUAUUAUACAUGUACGUUAGUUAGAAUAAUAAUACAAGAAAAGAACACGAAUUUCUUCUAAGCGGCAUGCAAAAGAAUACUCGCUAAAAAAAAAAAAAACAAAAAAUAA